This is a messenger RNA of Nylanderia fulva, 1400 nucleotides long. It is a transcript of the gene Uba5, whose product is annotated as Ubiquitin-like activating enzyme 5. Gene Ontology annotation, cellular component: cytoplasm; cytosol. Gene Ontology annotation, biological process: protein ufmylation. NCBI's taxonomy places the organism in Eukaryota, Metazoa, Arthropoda, Insecta, Hymenoptera, Formicidae. Gene Ontology annotation, molecular function: UFM1 activating enzyme activity. The record is from RefSeq and is a predicted model, not a curated record.
AUGUCAACAGGACCCUCCCUAUCAGCUGUCAAGCUGUAUUGUGCUGUCAUCAGGGUCUUUAACAGUUGGUCUCGUACAAAGCUUAUUCUUCAUAAUUAAAUAAUUUUUCUCUCAUCAAAAUAUGGAUGAAAUAGAUAGUUUGAAAAAGAAAAUUAAAGAACUCGAAAACGAGUUACGAGAAAAGAAAGAUAAGGAUGCAGCAGCAACGAGAGAAAAGAUCGAACAUAUGUCAGCAGAGGUGGUGGAUUCGAAUCCUUAUAGCCGAUUGAUGGCAUUAAAGCGUAUGGGUAUUGUUGACAAUUAUGAGAAGAUACGAGAAUUAACAAUAGCUAUUGUUGGAAUUGGUGGUGUUGGUAGUGUAACAGCAGAAAUGUUAACAAGAUGUGGCAUUGGAAAGCUGAUAUUAUUUGAUUACGAUAAUGUAGAACUUGCAAAUAUGAAUAGAUUAUUUUUUCAACCACAUCAAGCAGGUCAGAGUAAAGUGGAGGCAGCGGCAAAUACUUUGCGUUAUAUAAAUCCUGAUGUGGAAAUUGAAAUGCACAAUUACAAUAUCACAACUAUCGAUAAUUUUUCAAAUUUUAUGAAUACAAUAAGUACUUCCAGCUUGGAAAAUGGACCAGUCGACUUAGUAUUGAGCUGUGUUGAUAAUUUUGAAGCUCGUAUGGCAAUUAAUACCGCAUGUAACGAACUUAAUCAGAAAUGGUUUGAAAGUGGUGUUUCUGAAAAUGCUGUUUCUGGUCACAUUCAAUUUAUUGUGCCUGGUGAAACGGCCUGUUUUGCAUGUGCUCCACCUUUGAUUGUAGCGUCUAGCAUUGAUGAGAAAACUUUGAAACGCGAAGGUGUAUGCGCUGCAUCAUUGCCCACUACUAUGGGUAUAGUAGCAGGCUUUCUUGUGCAGAACACUUUAAAAUUUUUACUAAAUUUUGGUCAAGUAUCCUACUAUUUGGGUUACAAUGCUAUGGAAGACUUUUUUCCUAAAAUGACUUUAAAACCAAAUCCAAAUUGCGAUGAUGCACAUUGUAGACAGAGACAAAAAGAAUAUGUAGCAAAGCCAAAAAGUCAACAAGAAUCAAACAAAGUUAUUGAAGAAAAAGCUGUGCAUGAAGAUAAUAAAUGGGGAAUUUCAUUAGUCGAACAAAGUUGCCAUGCUGAUGAAAACACGUCUGCAUCAACUUCAGGUGUAAGAUAUGUAUAUACUAUUCCUACAUCUACACCUGCAUCCAAUUCAGAAAGAGAGCAAACUGUUCCUGAAUCUACAGGACUAAGUUUAGAAGAAUUAAUGGCAGAGAUGAAAUCUAUUUGAAAAUAGUGCAGUAUAAAAAAGUACACAUAUUCCAUACUCAAAAAAUUUUUAACUUUAUAUUCGAUAUCAUAUAUGAACUAUACUUUAUUAUUAUAAA